Molecule: messenger RNA, 669 nt
Organism: Fraxinus pennsylvanica
Lineage: Eukaryota; Viridiplantae; Streptophyta; Magnoliopsida; Lamiales; Oleaceae
Source: the annotation of a GenBank genome assembly
AUGGCUCUUCUAAAAUCGGGGUUAGAUUUGAUGGAACAAUUCCUGGAGGUAGUGACCUCAGGUAAUACCGAGGCAUAUGCGAUCUUUAAAAUUAAGCUUAAAACUUUACCAGAACAUGUUGCCGUAGCUUCGCAUACUCAAACUGACAACCGAAAGGAUAAAUUCCAUCCUGGUGGAUUGCUGUUUACCAAAUUUAGAAGCAAUCCAAAGGCAUUGGUUGACCCUGCCUUCCAGGACAAUUUUGGUAGACUGCACGAUAGAAGUAAUGAGACACCAAAGACAAUGAAGCAGCUCAACUGUCUUUUUCCAAAGAAUGUGCCUAUACAGAUUCCUCAGGAUGAGACAGGACUAUUAGACUGGAAACAACAGUUGGAUCGCGAUGUUGAAACAAGGAAAUUUGAGGCAAACAUUUGUAGCAUUUGCUCAGCUGGGUUUGAAUGUCCUUUCCACAUGCAUCGUCUGUUUUCCCCAUUUUGCACCAAGAAAGAGUUGAGUGGAUCUUCUACAAACGGAGUGUGGAUUUCAAUUGUCGCAGUUAUAUCUUCCUUUUUUGUUUCACUGUUUUCGUCAUCUCCAUCUAUCAUCUCCUGUCAUUCUUUUGGCUCACAUGAUAUGUUUGGAGAUGAUUUUGGUCCUCGUGAUGCAAUGGAGUGCAAAAGUUAUCUUUAA